AUGCACCGCUAAGUUCAGGACAACCAGCAGAGCACUGUCUUAAAGCCCGAGCAAAGAAACGGUGCCAAACAGUCGGAGUCCACCUUGAAUCAGAGACACCCGAUUAGAAAAAAGAUAACGUUUGAUAAGAAGGAGAUAGGUUACUUCAGACAGAUUGGUAGCUUUUGAGUUCGAAGCAAGAACCAAAGUUCGUCCCAGGGGAGGUACGUUCAGGUGAGGACAGCUAAUUUCUGUCAGGGAGGAAUUCAUUCAGUGUGCUGGAGAUGGAUCCGCUCGCUCAGAUCCGUUCAAAAUUUACAUUCCAGAGGAAGAACAUGGAAAAAUCUCACCUGGUGCGGGAUAAAACAAGCAAGGACCUUUCCUUCCCCAGGAAUAGCUCAUCGUGCCAACUUCCAAAUCUGGAACAGGAGAUAAGCUUACCAUCUGAGAGUGUCUGCGAGUCCAAUGGGGUCUUCCAUUGUCACUGCAAUAAAAAGGCUCACGAACAGAAGCAAAUAGAGCAAUGUCAAGCUAAGAAGAAGCUGUGGAUAGCUUUGGUCAUCUGUCUAACAUUUAUGAUUGGAGAACUGGCUGGUGGCUAUCUAGCAGGGAGCUUGGCUGUUAUGACCGAUGCAGCACAUCUUUUAGCAGAUGUCACAAGUUUUCUGAUUAGCCUGUGUUCAUUAUGGUUAUCAUCAAGACCGGCCACAAAGAAAUUAAACUUUGGAUGGUACAGAGCAGAAAUUCUUGGUGCACUGUUCUCAGUGAUCACAAUUUGGCUUGUAACAGGAGUGUUGGUCUACCUCGCUUGUGUAAGAUUGGUUCGUGCUGAUUAUGAAAUUGAUGGAUUGGUGAUGGUUAUAACAUCUACCUUUGCAGUGGUGGCAAAUGUAAUAAUGGGAUUGGCACUUCAUCAGGGUGGUCAUGGUCACAACCACAGUGCAACUUGUAUCGAGCAUUCAGCGGAAGCUUUUCACAGCCAUCAGCCAAAUGCCAGCAUUCAAGCUGCUUUUAUCCAUGUCGUGGGAGAUUUCUUACAAAGCCUGAGUGUGCUAAUUAGUGCCCUUAUAAUUUUUUUCAAGCCUGAAUUCAAAGUAGCUGAUCCUAUCUGCACAUUUAUUUUCUCUGUGUUUGUUUUGGGAACAACAAUCACUGUUCUGCGAGAUAUUUUGUUGGUGUUGAUGGAAGGUGCACCAGCUGGACUGAAUUAUAAUGUGGUGAGGGAAAAGAUUCUUGCAGUUAAUGGAGUGAAAACAAUGCACAGCCUUCAUCUCUGGGCUCUUACCUUGAGCCAGGUUGUUAUCUCAGCUCAUGUUGCUACAGAUGAUCAGGUGAAUCCUCAACAAGUACUUAAGGAAAUUACACAGAUGAUUUUUGACACCUUCACUGUUCAUUCUAUCACAAUUCAAGUAGAACGAUAUUCUGAUCAAGAACAAAUGUGCCUAUUUUGUCAGGAACCCAAAGAUUAAAGCUGCUUAAUAUACAAAAUCCAUUUUCAUUGGCUUGAACUAUGUUUUG
Molecule: messenger RNA, 1497 nt
Organism: Chiloscyllium plagiosum (whitespotted bambooshark)
Lineage: Eukaryota; Metazoa; Chordata; Chondrichthyes; Orectolobiformes; Hemiscylliidae
Gene: slc30a8
Product: solute carrier family 30 member 8
Biological process (GO): zinc ion transmembrane transport; response to zinc ion; insulin secretion
Cellular component (GO): plasma membrane
Molecular function (GO): zinc ion transmembrane transporter activity
Source: RefSeq, a predicted model, not a curated record